Molecule: messenger RNA, 3735 nt
Organism: Schistocerca cancellata (South American locust)
Lineage: Eukaryota; Metazoa; Arthropoda; Insecta; Orthoptera; Acrididae
Exons: 2
Coding region: 32-379 (115 amino acids)
Source: RefSeq, a predicted model, not a curated record
CCCGCCCCGCGGCUACGACAAGCGCCGCUCCAUGUUCGACGUCCUGGAGGAGGAGCGCCGGCGCAACUCCAACGAGCUGGCGCGCGAGUUCAAGAGGAGGUCCUACCAGGACGCGCCAGGUAUGAGCCAGUACCAGGAGCUGGCCGACCACGAGCGUUUCCCAGGCCUGGAUCGCGAGACUGCGCGCCUCAACCACCACAGUGCGGGCGGCGGGGGCGGGUCGGCCUCGCGACGCGGGGGCGGCGGCCCGCCUCCGAUGGCGGCGCCCCCAGGCGGCGGCUACCGGCACAGCUACGCCGAGGGCGCGCUGCCGCUGCACCGCACCAACAGCUCCGUCUCCUCGGGUCGCGUAGGCCUCGCCGCCGUCCACCCUUACUGACGUCACGCGCCGCAACAUCCGGAACCGACAGUCGCGUGUUGACCCGCUGGACCGCCCACGUCGGGAGAGAUCCCACUUCGUUCUUCUCCAGUGGCGACUCGAUCUACCAUCACACAAGGAAGCAAGAGCAUAUGCAGCUGUCCAAGAACACUACCACGGUUUGAGUUAAGACAGCUUAUGUUUCGAACACAGGCGCCCCGCAAUUUUUACAAACAUGUCUGAAUCGUCGAUACAUCUUGUUCGAGACUGGCGCUCACAACUGGUGACCCAGUUUUAGGGAGGGAUCUGUCGUGUUGUUUCCACUGCUUGUAUUUCAUCUGAGUGCCAUGUUAGCUAGUUGACCAUCGCGACGUUUUUGACUGUAUAUCCUCCAGACAUUUGUUUUCCUUUUUCACAUACUUCAUACAACUCAUUUGACGAACUUUACUAGUGGUGCAGUUGUAACUUUCAGCAUCAGUUGCGGUGGAAAGGUUAUGGGGGACAGUUUGAAUAUAUUGUGUGGGUCGAUAACGCACAGCAAAAAUACUGUUUUCUAUAGAAAUGCUACUUUUUGCAACCUUUUAAAUAUAUAGUUUUCACAUAGAAGAGCCACUGGGUAGAGAAACAUUGCUAGAAUAUAUGCGCAGGUAAUCAAGCAAGUGUAAACAACGUUGUAAUACGACGCGUCCCUGCGACACCCCCACCCACCCCUCUCCACUGUCUCAUUAUCUGAGUGUUCUCUGCUCAGUAGUAAAGCUUCGUGAGACGUGUUGUAUGCAUGUGGUGUUACAACGUGCUCUUCAUCAGAAACUCUGAUACAUCGAAAGAACUAGUUUCAUGUGCUCUGGAAAAUAGGGUCUUAAGAAAUUUGAACUGUUCGGAUGCUGCAUAUCUAGCUGGUCAUUGACGACAAUUUAUAGUGUGCGUUGGCAUCUUUUCGUGGGGAGCUCUUACUGAAGAACAAUGUGAUAUCUGAUACUUGCUCAGUUUCUACCAUUUUUUCAUCCUUGACUAGUGACCAUCACUCUGCAAGCAGUGGUCUCCGUUGCCAACGGCACAGAACUACAAUGUACAAGGUUUGUCGGAUAACGCCACAUACGAAGAGGUCACAGCAAGACAACGCCACCGCAAGACAAGACGCAGGAGACUUCAUUGUAUUAGCAUUACUUUUACAGGAAAACACUUUCAAAUUAUCCCGGAAAUAUUUAGAUGUUUCAGGAGAUACCGACGGUGAAGUUAACUAUACCUUCCCAGAGCAGCCAAAUUCAUGCAUCUCAAUGUAUUCUUUACAAAACAUUUUGUAAUUAACUCAUGAUAAAUUCCGUCCUUAUAUCAGAGAAAGAAUGCGGUAGAUCCCAAGAGAAGAAUAGAGGAAUAAAUGUCAGCAAGUCGGGAAAUUGUAUUAAUUCUCGUUAAUUUUUUCCAUGUGCGACUAUAUCUAGUUGUUUUUCACUAGAUCAAUUACCGUAUUUAUGUAAUUACGUUUAUAAAAUUGUAACACAUAAACAAUGUAAUAGAUUUUAUUAUACUCAGCAUUCAGCCUAUCGAGAACUGUGAUGUGACUGGUGAACCAAAACUGUCUUGUUUGUCCUUAUGUGACUUUCUCAUAUGUAGAAAUUUAAAGAUCCCUCCAGAAGCCGCCAAAUCUACGGCUAUCACCAGCCCAUUCAAAUGUUUGUCGAUAACAAAGACUAAACGAGCAUAGUUUAUUACGCUAGGACUCUCUUAGGACGAUAGACUGGUAUGAAUACUAAACCUAAUAGCGUAUUAUAUUCAAAAUCCAACAACGAAUACCCUGUAAUAUUAUUAAUGUUCAAAGCGUUCUCUGAUGCUAAAUCUUGCUCAAAAUCUAUUAUAUAGCUCCUGAUUAAUAUUUUGAUAAUACCGCAUAAGGUCGAAGUGAUACAUUAUGUAUGUAUAUAAACAAUUAUUUGCGGUUUUGCCAGAAAUUAGGCUGCUUCUAGUAUGAAAUGGCGUGUUCGGCAGUUGCUACAAUCGGCCUACACUGAUAAAAAAAUAACUGAGCACCUGUCAGUAGCAGGCUUUUUAGGUGAAUGACUUUUAAUUGGAGUUAAUUAAUAAUGAGCCCGAGUUGCAGACAGUUUGCAACGACCAACUUCGUCACCAUGUUCCAGUGGGAAAUUAAACCCUCCGAUUCAAGAAGUUGGGCCUUCGGCAAUAGUCGCUUGUAGAUGGGCAUGUUUCCUAAAGUGACUUUCAUGACGAGAACGGUGUUGUUUCAAGGACAACAUAUUCGAUGAUAUGGUGACCAAUGUGAUCGCCCAUCUGAAGGAGCGCUGGGAUGGUUCCCAACCUCUAUAGUCUGUGUUAUUCCGAAUGUGUCCCAGUUGACAUGUUACGUUCAAUGCAGUCGUUAAUGUUUACAAAAAAAUUAUAGGUGAUCUAUUAAGGAAUUUGUUUCGUUGGCAUCGCUUUCCGUCCCCUCCCCCCUUUUCAAUUUUUGGUUCCUGGUACAGAUAUUGCAAUUGCAUUCAUGAGUAGCAAGCUUCAAAAGCCCUUCUGACAACCUAGUCCAGUUUUUUCCGUUGUUUUCCUAAAGUUCUAAACACGAAUUCUGAGAUGGAUCCACUUAAUGGACCUUUACUAAUUCUCUCCACAUCUUAGUUCAUCUGAGCUAUUAUUCUCUCGAAUACCCCAGAAGAACCAUUAAACCCUAACUUCCCUUUCUUCUUCUCAGUAGUUCAGCGGUGUCACUAUUUCUAAGACCAUUCUUCUGCAUGAAUCCAAAAUUUUCGUGUCUGAAGUGCACUGGAUUCUUCUUUUUUUAUUUUUAUUUUGCGACGAGUUUUUCGGCACUGCUUCUCAGUUGGUAUUUCAUAGUGUUAUACGUAUCAUCGUGUACCUGAAUUCUCAGUCGGAUUUAGAUUUCUCCCUCCUGACACUCACCACUUCUGUUAACUCUGACAACCAUCUUUUAAUGUAGCAAAUGUUCUACCGUUCUUCAAAAUCCACGAUAAUCUGUGUUAACUUGUAUGUACCCCUAUAGCUGGUUGGGUAAGUCAGUCCAUAGCGCGGAGAAAAGCAAGGACAUAGUGCUCGCAAUAGAUGUUUUGUACAUUAUGUGUAAUACUAACACGGACUUCUUAGGACAACAGUAUACUUGCUGCACCAGCUGUGAUUGUUUUACCUGCAACUGCGUGAAGAGUACACUUUCUUUCAGAUGAUCACAUUUUAACUACGACGUCACUAAAUCAAAUUUUCCAAUAUUUUUUCCAUUGAUACGUCUCAAUAAACACAGGCGCUGCUUCCAGCUUCUAGGUUAAGAACUGGCCAUCUAUCCUACAGAGAAAAAUGGUAAACUGUUAACGUUUUAGCGAUAGAAAAGAGUAUUCCUUCCGGGCUGUUUAUAUCGUGUU